Molecule: messenger RNA, 951 nt
Organism: Hypoxylon trugodes
Lineage: Eukaryota; Fungi; Ascomycota; Sordariomycetes; Xylariales; Hypoxylaceae
Exons: 1
Coding region: 1-951 (316 amino acids)
Biological process (GO): guanosine tetraphosphate metabolic process
Source: RefSeq, a predicted model, not a curated record
AUGCAUCUUAACCCAGUCAAGCCGGAGAAACGAGAUGUCGACUAUCAAAGGGCUCUAGCCAAACACCUAAUUAAUGAAUUCGUCAAGGUUUAUCCCGACAAGGCAUCCGCAGUUCACCAACAUCUUGAGAUAGUCAAGGUGAUCUUGGAAGAUAUAGUAAAGGCCAGCGGCGUCCAGGCAAAUCCAGUACUCACAAGGGUCAAGGAACUCUCUUCAGCCCUAGACUCCCUUCAGAGACGCCAAGUUGCCCGGUUCGAGCGACAAGAGCUAAUAAAACGCAUGUGCCGAAGGGGUGGCAACUGGGAGCAGUACUGCAAAAGCCGUGGCGAGGAACGAAUGAUCGACAACUGGGGACCGUUUGAGAAUGUCCAAGAUAUGAUAGGCGUUCUCCACGACUUCGGUGGCGCUAGGGUCUGUACCUGCACGCCUAAAGGUGUUAGAAGGGUUGUCUCUUUUCUUCAACAAUGCCAACACGUGCGAGUCUUGAAUAUCGCUUAUAAGGCUAAUGGCAACUCGGACUUGGCUGAUCUCAGAAGCCAUGUAGAGAUACUGGAGCUUGGGCCUUCUUCGUCGGGGCCGAACCGUACGGAACAUAAAAUGGAAUCACUAUCAGAAAAGAAACGGCCUAUUGGAUAUCGAGCAACACAUGUAGUCGUUGAGAUGCUGGGGGACGUUAUCCCUAAGUGGCAUAGAGACUCUCACUAUAGGAUCGAGAUUCAGGUCAUGACUAUCUGGAUGCAUUGGUGGUCUCAGGCUGAACAUGGAAUUGUUUAUAAGCCUCAUUGUCACCAAGCUUCAGACCAAGUAAAGGAAGUGUUGAAUUCUUGGAACGGAAAGGUUACGGCUUUGGAAGACGGAUUGGAUCGGCUAUCAGAAGGCUCAACAGAUCCUAUCAUCUCUAGCGCAGUAAUCAACCUCAUACUCGACCUUACAUUUAUUUCACGCCCCUAG